GGCGUGGUAGCGAUGCUCUUGCAAUCGCUGGGAGCCUAUGACAUCAGCCAAGAACGCCUAGGAUGCCGCAGCUCCGGGCCAAACUCGGAAGAGGAGGAGGAGGAGAAGGAGGAGGAGGAGGAGGGUCCUGCCGGCCAAGAGUUAACUAGCUCCACACAGCGAAAAAGAGGGAGCUACCAGUUUCCUGGGCGACACUGAUUGUGGUCACUGGCUGACACUGGACCCCCAUACUACCAGGGGAACUCGCGCAGAGUUGGAUGAAUUCUGGGUUGUUAGCUGCCUUCAGCUGGGCUCCUGGGAGCCUGUUCCCGGUGGAAACCAGGGGACAUUUCUCGCAAAGAGACCAGCGGCUCCUUGAGAUUCAUCAUGACACUUCUGGGGUCUGAGCAUUCUUUGCUGAUUAGAAGCAAAUUCAGAUCAGUUUUGCAGUUACGACUUCAACAAAGAAGAACCCAAGAACAGCUGGCUAACCAAGGCAUAAUACCCCCACUGAAAAGUCCAACUGAAUCCCAUGAGCAAAGAAAACAUUUGGAUAGUGACAAGACUGAAGACACCCUGAAGCGCAAGGCCAGAAACAGGUCCAACAGCACUGACUUGGUUAAUAUGCACAUACUCCAAGCCUCCACUGCAGAGAGGUCCAUUCCAAGUGCUCAGAUGAAGCUGAAAAGAGCUCGCCUCACAGAUGAUCUCAAUGAAAAAAUUGCUCUCCGGCCAGGGCCACUGGAACUGGUGGAGAAGAACAUACUCCCUGUUGAUUCAGCUGUGAAAGAUGCCAUAAAAGGUAACCAGGUGAGUUUCUCCAAGCCAGCAGAUGCAUUUGCUUUUGAAGAGGACAGCAGUGAUGGACUGUCUCCAGAUCACACUCGAAGUGAAGAUCCUCAGGGCUCAGCAGGCUCCCCCUCAGACGCCAAAGCUACAGAGACCCCUUCGGCAGGUCCUCUGGGGACCAUCCAGGAUCUUACUUCCGGCUCAGAAAACGAGAGAAAUGACUCCACACCACAGCCAGACAUGGGGAAGCAGGGGCUCGGCCCACUCAAUACCUCCAUCCCUGUGCAUACGGCUGUAAAGGUACAGGGGGCUCAGUCCAAGUCUUUGGGCGACAAUAAGAACCGUCACAAAAAGCCCAAGGACCCCAAGCCAAAGGUGAAGAAGCUUAAGUAUCACCAGUACAUUCCCCCAGACCAGAAGGCAGAGAAGUCCCCUCCUCCCAUGGACUCGGCCUACGCCCGGCUCCUUCAACAGCAGCAACUGUUUCUGCAACUCCAGAUCCUUAGCCAACAGCAGCAGCAGCAGCAGCAGCAACAGCAACAGCAACAACAACAUCGAUUCAACUACCCCGGGAUUCACCAGACUCAGCUCAAGGAACCAAAUGAACAACAGAUGGUUAGAAAUCCAAACUCUUCUUCAGCACUGCUAAGCAAUACUCCUUUGUCUCCUGUCAAAACUAGUUUUUCUGGACAAACUGGUAUCUCCUCUCUCAAACCAGGCCCACUGCCAUCAAACCUAGAUGAUUUGAAGGUGUCUGAAUUAAGACAGCAGCUUCGAAUAAGGGGUUUGCCAGUGUCCGGCACUAAGACAGCGCUCGUGGACAGACUGCGACCAUUCCAGGACUGUGCGGGAAAUCCUGGGCCAAACUUUGGUGACAUAACGACUGUCACAUUUCCUGUAACGCCCGCCAAUCCUCUGUCCAGUUAUCAGUCCUCCCCUUCCACCAGUGCCUUAUCUAACGGCUUCUACCAUUUCGGCAGCACCAGUUCCAGUCCCCCUAUCUCACCUGCCUCCUCUGACCUGUCUGUCGCUGGGUCCCUGCCAGACACCUUCAACGAUGCAUCACCCUCCUUCGGCCUGCACCCGUCCCCAGUUCAUAUCUGCACUGAGGAGAGCCUCAUGAGCAGCCUGAACGGGGGUUCCCUCCCUUCCGAGCUGGAUGGACUGGACUCGGAGAAGGAUAAGAUGCUGGUGGAGAAACAGAAGGUGAUAAAUGAGCUCACCUGGAAACUCCAGCAAGAGCAGCGGCAAGUGGAGGAGUUGAAGAUGCAGCUUCAGAAGCAGAAAAGGAGCAAUGGUUCUGAGAAGAAGCCCCUGCCUUUCUUGGCUGCUCCCAUCAAACAGGAAGACAGCAUCUCCAGCUGUCCCUUCGCCUCCCAACGACUGUCUGUGAAAAUACAAAGCAAUGGCUCAGAGGGCCAACCUGCUGCUUGUGACGCCGCUCAACUCCUGUCUCUUGGGAGCGCUCAUUGUAUGGAGUCCUCAGGUCAAACCGAUGUUCUCGCUUCCACUUUUCUCAGCCCACAGUGCUCUCCUCAGCAUUCCCCACUUGGAGUGGUGAAAAGCCCCCAGCAUAUCAGUUUGCCCCCAUCGCCAAACAACCAUUACUUCCUACCCUCAUCUUCAGGAGCUCAAGGGGAAGGGCACAGGGCCUCUUCACCUGUUAACAGCCAGGUGUGCACUUUGCAGAAUUCAGGAGCACAUGAGAGUCAUCCACCAAGCUUUUCUCCUCAACCCUCCAGACGCCAUUCCCCUUUCUCUGGAGCCCAGGCAGAUAGCAGUCAUGGUGCUGGGGGAAGUUCUUGUCCCAAAAGUCCAAGUGUACAGCAAAAGAUGGCUGGUUUACACUCUUCUGAUAAAGCAGGGCCAAAAUUUUCCGUUCCUUCCCCAACGUUUUCAAAAUCAACUUCAGUUGUUUCAGACCUAGCACAACCUCCGUCCUAUGAAGAUGCAGUAAAGCAGCAAAUGACUCGGAGUCAGCAGAUGGAUGAACUCCUAGAUGUCCUCAUUGAAAGUGGAGAAAUGCCAGCUGAUGCCAGAGAGGAUCGCUCCUGCCUUCAGAAAGUCCAAAAAAUACCUGGGUCUUCACGAAGUCCUCCUGCAGCUCUGCCCAAGCCCACAGGGCCCUUCGAGCAAGUAGCCUCAGGAGGCCAGCUGUCAUUUGAUCACUAUGGCACUGACAGUGACAAGCACCUUGAAGUCUUAUUAAAUUCCCAGAGCCCCUUAGAAAAGGUGAGCGACGUCACCCUUCUCAAACUUGGGAGUGAAGAGCCUCCUUUUGACGGCAUCAUGGAUGGAUUCUCCGGAAAGGCUGCAGAAGAUCUUUUCAACGCACAGGAGAUCCUGCCUGGCCCCCUCUCCCCCAUGCAGACUCAAUUCUCACCUUCUUCUGUGGACAGCAACGGGCUGCAACUAAGCUUCACUGAAUCUCCCUGGGAGACCAUGGAAUGGCUGGACCUGACUCCACCAAAUUCUACAGCAGGUUUCAGUUCUCUUUCCACCAGUGGCCCCAGUAUCUUUAAUAUUGAUUUUCUGGAUGUCACAGAUCUCAAUUUGAAUUCUCCCAUGGACCUUCACUUACAGCAGUGGUAGAAUGUCUGAAUCAAAAGUGCUGAGGAAAACCAAAAAAAGAAUUCCACGGGAGAAGCACAUGAUUCUAAACACUUUAUCCAAAAGGAAGGUGGAGAAGGAAAAAGGAGAAGAGGAACAUUAAAGAAAGCAAUGGAGACUUCUGGAACAAUUAAUAAAAACAAAAUAGGGCCACAUAGAUAUAUAUAAUUUACCAACAGCCAGUAACUGUUUGUGAUUUCAGAAAUGCAUUCAAUAUAUACUUUCUCAAAUUAAGAAUACAAAACAAAAUUCACUACCUUUUCAAAUAUGAAACUUUUUUCUAGUUCAUAAUUUUUCUCAAGCAUUUCAGGGCAUAAUCUUAUAAACUUUUUACAUGGAUUUUUUUAUACAAUCUGUGGAAAUAUGUAAACUGUUGUGGGAGUAUGGAAUCCAGUUUAUCAAAGAUUCUGGUAGAUACACUAGGAUAGAUCCUAUUUCUCAUCUCUCCAUUACCUGUCCUUUAAGAUAAAAGUCAUAUCCCGUUUCAGUUAGGGGAAUUGAAGGCAUAGGAAUAGAGAGAGAACAUUCCCAGAGAAGUGAAAUCAAUUCAGUGUCCAUUCACCACAAAGCUGGUCCCACUGGAAUGAUUUCAAUUUGUACCCUUAGAUCUGUGAUCAUUAUAAUAACUCACCUACAUCUAGUCCAAAGGACCCCUGCCAAGAACUUUGUAAACCAGCAGCAGACCCUUCCCGCUCUCUCUGUGGUGAAAAACAUUGUAAACAAGCAGGAAUCCCAAAGCAAAAAACAAAGAAACAAACAAAAAAUCCUUAUAUGGAAGGUUUUCCAACACAAUCUUUGUCAGUUCUAAAGACUAGAGACGACCAGGUUAAAGAAUUUGUAAGGAAACUACAUCAGGGAUGAUUCAGCCAAGACUACAGAAUGUCUUACAUUCAUAGCAAUAAAUACCAUGGUCACUCUUAACAAGAUGAUCUUUGGAGGUCAAUUUUUUUUAUUUGUUUGUUUGUUUGUUUUCUUACUGGGAGGUGACAGUCUGCCUGAGUUUGUCUUUCUCCCAUUGUACUUUGUGUUCAAGAUACCAGUUCUUUCUUGCUUCUAUCUUGAGGAUCUUUUUUUGCCCCCAACACUGAGAGAUAAACUUUUCAGGUCUAAUAAGCUGCCAUCCUCCUAAUAACACCAUAUCCUAAAACAAAAUACUAAAAAUUCAGAUUCUCUUAUAGAAUGCAUUCUCGAUCUGCAUAAUUUGCUGCAAAAUAUAAGCUUAAAAAAAAUCCUUAGAGAAAAUGAGCAGUUCUGUCCAUCAGUCAUUGAACUUAUUCCACCUUCACUUGAUUUACAGUAAUCUUUCAUUUAGGUUACAAUAAGAAAAUUGGAAAUCACUUUAGUAUAAAGAUAAGUAUGAAUUAUACUUAUGAGAGAGUAUUUUAGAUCUGAGUUUCUGAGAGAAAAUAAUUUCACAUUGUAAACAAACAGAAGAAAAGAAAGGCAUUCCUCAAAAUCUCUCAUGCUUUUCUCUGAGAGAUUUAAAAAAGAAAAGAAGAGAGAAAAAAGAAAAACUCAGUGCAGUCUCUCUAAGACUCACUGUGGCCUUGACUCACUGUUUUAUAGUGUUGCAUGUUGUAGAAAGUAGCCCUGGCUUUUUUAAGAUUUUAAAUCACUAAGGCACUGUUUUCUUCUUUUGUAAAAAUGAUGUUCACUGUGCACUUCUGCAAAGAUAACAGAAAUGUUGUGAUUUUUGAUGUUUUUUUUUAUAAACCAAAGAUUUAGUAAGUCAUUCCAUUGUUAACUUGUAAACAUGUGUGAACACAGAGUGUUUUUGGUUAUUGCUACUUUGAAAACUGCCAGAUCUUAUUCUGUGGGAUAUAUGUAUAUGUAUAUGUACACCCUUAUAGGUAUACAUAUCUCAAAAAAAAAAAAAAAAAGCAGUCUUCCAGAGUUAUAUGCCAAAAACCUUUAAGCCUCAAUCUGCUGUGAAAUGAUACUUGGCCUUUCUCACUCUUGAGUUUCUGAUUAACCAACCAGACUACACGUUGCCUCUCUGUGUAUGACUAAUGGCUCCAACAGGAUGAUUUAGCCAUUUGCUGACCAUGAACUAUUCCAUCUUGACAAUGAGCAUGGAUGUGAAAAGACAGAACAGCUUCUCCGUUCGUAGCUAGAAAUGGCAGUGCCAUCUCUUUUGGAAGAGCACAAUUGGAACGUGAAUGCUUUACAUUCCUUGACUUGCACUGUAUCAUAAAAGAUUCACCUGGGAAACUUUCUAUUUUGUUUUUGUCAGCCAUUAGAGCAAAAAUAUAGAGGGGAAAACUGUCAGGUUUUGUUUUUUAAUGAAACUAUGAGGAAGAAAAAUCUAAUGAAUACAUUCCUCACUUUUGUGUAUUCCUCAGAUAUUGAAGUUUUAAUUUGAAUCGUGACAUAGCUCACUUGAUAGUACAUUUUUCAUAUGUCAUGUGCUAAGAACUAUUCCCCACUCCCCUUACUUCUUUUGGAAAACAAGCUCACUCUGUCCCUUCUCUUAGAUAUUGGCUUGAGUGCUCAUUUGUCCCUUGGAGUAUUUCUACUUAAAGGAUUUGGCUUAAGAGGUCUGAGGACUUUGCAAGAAGUACAUUUUCAUUGGGAUCCUUUUAGAGUAACAACUGCAACAGAUACACUUGCCUCACAAUAGACCAGAGAAAUAAAAGGGUUCCCAUUUGCUACUGCAAUUCAACACACUUAAUGUAAGAUGAUUGAUUUCAAUCUCCAUGCUCCAUUUUCCUUCUCCGUGGCUCCUUUGUGAGACUUGGGGGAUGAAACUGGGAGAAAACUGGUAAAAAUGAUAUAGUCAUAUUAAUUCAUUUGUCUCUUAUGGGAAAUUUUUAUUUGAAGUCUUUAUAAACUUCAUUUCUGGUGAAAAAUUGUACAUGACUAAAAAAGUUCUUAAUGUCUUAGAUGCUAAUAAUGAUGACACGUAGUUUUCUUAGAACUCUUGCAAUCUCAGUGAAAAACAAGCAAAACCCUACAGAGUUGUUGUAGCCACUACCAUUAUUAAAAGUCAUGCUUCUAACAAUCUUAAUGAAGCAACAUCACUGUCUUAAAAGGAAAGUGAGAAGAGAAGUAAGGAGAAAGAAAGGAAGGGAAGAAAGAUUCAACUUCUUGAUCUACAAACUUCUAAGUUCAAUGAACACAUAGUGUUAUGAAAAGCAAGCCACAAAUAUUUAACUGAGAAGCUGUUCCUUGCAGUGCAGUGGAUGCACCAGCCAAUUAGGGAAGCUAGAGAUUCAUCUCUUAGACAAAGAUCUGUCGGCUGAGACCUUUGCCUUUGAAAAAUGUUUCUUUCUAUUCUGAAAAAAAAAGAAGGAAAGAAAGGAAGGAAAGAAGGUAGGAAGGAAGGAAGGAAGGAAGGAAGGAAGGAAGGAAGGAAGGAAGGAAGAAAAAUAAAAAUCUAUCCAAAUGUGAAAGUCCUUUUAAGAACAUAUUUGGGAGUCGGGCUGUAGCGCAGCGGGUUAAGCGCAGGUGGUGCAAAGCACAAGGACCAGCAUAAGGAUCCCAGUUCGAACCCCGGCUCCCCACCUGCAGGGGAGUCGCUUCACAGGCGGUGAAGCAGGUCUGCAGGUGUCUAUCUUUCUCUCCUCCUCUCUGUCUUCCCCUCCUCUCUCCAUUUCUCUCUGUCCUAUUCAACAACGACAACAAUAAUAAUAAUAACUACAAUAAUAAAACAACAAGGGCAACAAAAGGGAAUAAAUAAAUAAAAUAAAUAUAAAAAAGAACAUAUUUAUUUGAAACUUUUAUCAACACUUCUAGAAACAAACAUUCUCUGAAUGAAAACUCUGACAUCAAAUUUACUGAUGUAAUGGAUAGUUGUUUGGUGUAUAGCCUGGGACAAUUAUAGCUUUUCAGACAUCAGAAACCAAAUUGAGUCAAUAUAAGUAGCUCAAACUUUGAAUGAGUGGGGGACUGAAAUUCCUAUAAGCAAGAACUCUAGGAAUUUCCCAGUUCUCAAACUACAAACCCUCAAGCUAUUGUUUAAAAAAGAAAGAAAGAAAGAAAGAAAGAAAGAAAGAAAGAAAGAAAGAAAGAAAGAAAGAAAUGAAUGAGAUCUUCAUUUUCCCAGGAGGCUAUAGGACACCUUUUUAUCUAGAAGUUAUUUCCUACACUAACAUUUUUGUUUUGCCUCUUUCUUAUGUAACUAAACAAAGCAUGUAUCACUAGGGGAAUCUUUCAAUAUAUCCUAUUAAAGUAUCUGUGUUUUCUGAUUUACUUUAAUUUCCAGAUAUAACUCCCCCCCAUACACACCUUGAAAAUCAGAAGAGAGAAGACAUUUAAUUCUUAUACAUAACCUCAAUUUUUAUAACACACUCUCUACACACAAGGGAGGCAUUUACUGUGUGUGGAAGAAGCAUGUCCCUAAUGAGCUUUUUAUCCCUUCACAGAAUAACUGAGAGUGUAAAGACAUUAUGACUCUCAUCUCCAGGUCUCUGCUACAUUCUUCACAGUGGGAAACCUCACAGACUCCAGCACAGUUUAAUUUUAGCUACAAGAAAACUUGGAGUGAAGAAUCCAGGGUUUUCAUUUUUCCAAUAAACCCACCACACACCAGCAAAGUGGUUCAGAAAUUGUCUGUGGUUUAUUAGAAAGAUGGAACCCUAGAAAACAGAGACUGGGGCCUGAAACAAGAUUGUCCUAUAUGUCUAAUGACGGUCAGGUUGUGUGAAAGAGCCAGGUUCAAUUCUAGAAUCCAGAGUUUUCAGACGUGCUCCUCAGUGAGGUUGAGACUAAGCAAUGUUAAGACAGGGAGAGAUCUGAGGGGAAAAAAUGAUCUCCCUCCAGAGAAAGUGUAAUAGGAUUCAAGGGAUUUAAUAGCAAGUGAGUAAGUUUGCUUCCGAUUCUAAGAUUUGGUGACUUCCUCUGUGGAUGAAGACAUACACACUCCUGAAUAUUUCUCAUGCUUGUUUUUAACCACUAGCCUCCAUCAUGAAUACUGUCAAUAGGAGUCUUUUAUUCAUGGUUUGCUAGCUUCCAAGUGUCUGUGGGGGUGAGAGGAUAUAAUGAUGGGAAUCCUAGAUAUAGUUUUAAUGUUUUCCAAAGGAAGAGAACCUAACUGCUCCCCAGAGCUCCUUUUCAAAAGACCCACAAAGAAAGAAGGCAGAUUAUUGCUAGGUUCUUGAAACUCUCCCUUGGUGAAACACAAAGAGGCACUUUGUAAAGACAUUAAAGACGCAAAUAUAUGUGUCUGUGGGGAGCCGGUGUGGUGUUGUUUUCAAGUUUGUCUUCUUUGCUCAACUAUGUAGAAUCAGAAAGAAAUGUGAUUUAUUAGGAAAUGAAAAGAAGCAAUGGCUAAAAUACCAAAGUUGGCAUGUGUUCUUUUAAAAAUAUAUAUAUAUAUUUUUAAAUAAAAUGUUUAUUUUAAAAAGA
Molecule: messenger RNA, 8724 nt
Organism: Erinaceus europaeus (western European hedgehog)
Lineage: Eukaryota; Metazoa; Chordata; Mammalia; Eulipotyphla; Erinaceidae
Gene: MYOCD
Product: myocardin
Exons: 14
Coding region: 367-3360 (997 amino acids)
Biological process (GO): cardiac muscle cell differentiation; smooth muscle cell differentiation
Source: RefSeq, a predicted model, not a curated record